Molecule: messenger RNA, 961 nt
Organism: Nymphaea colorata (pocket water lily)
Lineage: Eukaryota; Viridiplantae; Streptophyta; Magnoliopsida; Nymphaeales; Nymphaeaceae
Product: probable aquaporin NIP7-1
Exons: 5
Coding region: 38-889 (283 amino acids)
Biological process (GO): transmembrane transport
Cellular component (GO): membrane
Molecular function (GO): channel activity
Source: RefSeq, a predicted model, not a curated record
CUAAGCUUCCUUCUUUUGAUUCCAUGUAUCUGGUGCGAUGUUGACGGCAAAGAAAACCAACAUGGAGCAACCGAGUAGUAGUUUCCAUGAUGAGCGCGCGAGUGGAACCUGUGUCGUCUUCUUCAAUCGUGGUACCGCGGGUCAUUUUAAUGGCUGCCGUGCGUGGUUCACAGAAAGGAAUGGCCAGAUUGCUCGCAUGGUCGGCGCCGAGAUGUUAGGGACAUUCAUCAUGAUCUUCAGUGUCUAUGGUGUAAUCUCCAGCACAGUGAUGACGCAGGGGAGAAUUGGUCUGAUGGAGUAUGCUGCAACUGCUGGGUUUUGCGUCGUCCUCCUGGUGUUCGCCAUCGGACCCAUAUCUGGAGCUCAUGUCAAUCCAUCUAUAACGAUUGGCUUUGCAGCCUCAGGCCAAUUCCCUUGGUCUCAGGUACCUGCAUAUGUUGUAGCACAAACUGGUGGGGCCAUACUUGCAGCCUAUGUGGGGCAGAAAGUGUAUGAAAUACAAGGGGAGUUUGCAGUGACGCAGCCGCUUCAGGGCCGGAAGGCGGCGUUCUGGACUGAAUUCAUGGCCACCUUCUUCAUCAUGUUCCUUGCUUCAUCCUUGUCUACCAACGCUCAUCUUGUAGGGCAACUCUCUGGUGUUGCUGCAGGAGCUUCAAUUGCACUGGCAGUGAUGAUCACAGCACCCAUAUCUGGUGGCUCCAUGAACCCGGCGAGGUCCCUGGGUCCGGCAAUCAUCUCGAACCGGUAUGGAGAUAUAUGGCUCUAUGUACUUGCACCCACUAUCGGGGCCGUGGCCGGCGCCUUCACCUACAGGUUGCUGCACCUACCGCACCCACCCUGCCCGCCGAAUGAGCCCAGCCGGGUUUCAAGUGGUUGUGGUGAAGCUUAAGAAACCGGUCAACAGUUUAAGUUUAUUUGUACAUGAUACUGCUUGUAACAUUCAUGAGCUUCAACAGAAUUU